This is a messenger RNA of Salvia hispanica, 1191 nucleotides long. RefSeq lists its product as uncharacterized. NCBI's taxonomy places the organism in Eukaryota, Viridiplantae, Streptophyta, Magnoliopsida, Lamiales, Lamiaceae. The record is from RefSeq and is a predicted model, not a curated record. Gene Ontology annotation, biological process: transmembrane transport.
CAAUUCCAUAAUUGUGGGGUGGACCUUGCUCACUCAUUAUUCUUCUCCUUGAGCUUGAGCUUGAGCUGAGAGAUGGCAAACGCUCUCAAAUUGCCAGUGGCUGACACCUCCUCUGAUAAGGCAACAUGGCUAGCCUCCCCAUCCCAUGCUUUUUACCAUUUUGGCACCAGUGGAGCCGCCGUCGCUGCUGCUUCCACCGUCACUCAUCCUCUAGAUCUUCUAAAGGUUAGGCUGCAAAUGCAAAUGGUUGGCCAAAGAGGCCCUUUGAUCAGCAUGAGACAAGUUGGCAUAAACUUGGUGAAAAAUGAAGGAUUGAGGGCCUUGUAUAUGGGAUUGACACCGGGUCUAGUGAGGUCGGUUUUCUACGGGGGUCUUCGUUUAGGCUUAUACGAACCCUCACUGCGCCUCUCUGAAAUGGCCUUGGGCUCCCCCAACAUCUUGACCAAGAUAGUCAUUGGAGCCUUCUCUGGUGCUCUUGCAACCGCAGUCACCAAUCCGGUCGAAGUCUUGAAGGUGCGGAUGCAGAUGGGGAGACUGAUCACGAAAGGGCCGUUGCAGGAGCUGCGGAAGAUGGCUGCAGACGAGGGCUUGACCGGCUUCUGGAAAGGGGCCGGCCCUGAGAUGACCCGAGCUGCUGUCUUCACCGCCUCACAGCUUGCUACAUACGACGAAACCAAGAGGCUUGUCAUGAGAUGGACUUCACUCGAGGAUGGAUUCUAUCUGCAUCUCAUUGCAAGCACGGUAGCUGGUGGCGCGAGCACCAUUGCAACUGCACCCAUCGAUGUGGUGAAGACGAGGCUUAUGCUGCAACGAGAGUCCAAACUUGUUGGAAACUAUAAAAAUGGCCUUGACUGUGCUUAUCAGCUUCUGAGGAAAGAAGGCCCUCGAGGCUUCUACAAAGGGGCGUUUGCGUUGUUCACGAGAGUCGGCCCUCAAACAACGAUCACCUUCAUCCUAUGCGAGCAGCUCCGUGGACUCGUGGGAUUGAAGGCGCUGUGAACCACGAGCAUUCUUGGUGCAUACUCAAGUGGUGAGAUGGGCAUACAUGCUUGAACAAGUGCAGAUUCAUUUUAUUUGAGGCUUGUAGGAAAAUUCACUUUUUGUAGACCGGAAAUUGGUACCUGUCUUGUUAUACGUCUAUUGUUUAACUAGUGUAUGAUAUAUAGUGGAUAUUUUUAAUUUUUUAUGUCA